UUUUUUCUUGGGGAACUAGUAUUAGCGUUGCAAAUGCCUUAUCCAUUCCAUUAAAUAAUGAUCUCUUCCCUACUAUUGGAAUGCAGACUGCUGAUGAAAUGAUUGACGCUAAUUUUGGUCAAAAACCUUUUUUAUUUGAUAUGCGUUCAGAACUAAAAAUGGCUGAAAAAGCAACCAUGGAUAAUAUUAAUGCUAUAGAAUUGCCUGCAGAAAAAGUUUUGUGGAUGAACAGUCUUGUUUCAAAUUGGAUGGCUCAUGAAGGAUAUUCUCGCGCCUUAGACGCUUUAAAUCGUGCAACAGGAGGUGGAACUAGAGGGGAACUUUCACAACAACUGGCUAAAAGCGAUUCUCAAGGUUCAACAAUAACUUUUGAUUCCAAAGAUUCUCAAUCACCAACAGUUGCAGCAGAAAAAGUUGCCGAAGUUGUAAUGAAUUCAAUGAUUGGAUUAUUGGGUGGAAAUGGAGGGGAGAAUUCUUCUUCUACACAACCACAAGGAGGAGGAGGGGGAGGAAAUGUUAGACGUUCAGUGGUCCGUUCAGUUCAGGAAGCUCUUUUUGAAGAAAUGGAACAACGCAGAAUUCUUGUUCGUAUGGUUAAAAAGGGACAAUUGGCUGAUGCUAUUGAUAAAAUUGAGCAAUUAUUUCCUUCUUUGUUUGAAACAAAUCGACAACUUGCAUUAUUAAUUAAAACACAGCAUUUUAUUGAAAUGUAUAAAGAAAUUACUAAAGAAUUACCUCCAUUACCUCAAGAACAGCAACAAUCAAAUAAUUUAAAUGAAAAUAAUUCACUUUCAACUAAACAACAAUUUAAUAAUAAUAAUAAUUUAUCCUCCCCAUCUCCACGUCCUUCAAGUAGUAGAGGGGGAAAAAGAAGUGCUUCUGCUGUAGAUGAUGAUGAUGAUUUUACAAUGAUUCCGAGUUCUUCUAAUGAUGAAGGGAAGAAUUUGAAUUCUGCUACAGAUUUGCAUAAUCCUGUUAAACGACGUUCGAGUAAUGAAGAUAAUGAACAUACAAAUUCUUCACAACAACAAAAUGGCAAUUCAACAAAUAAUUUUCCAAAACGUGAUGACUUUAUGGAAAUAAGUGAAGAAAGUCGUGAUGGUGUAAGUUCUUCCUCUAUUUGUGCUACAACAUUGGAAGCUAUGUCUAAUGGGGAUGGGCGUUCAAAUGGGUGUUCUUUGCUUGUUGGAACACCCCCAACAAGCACAACAAUUAUUAAAGAGGAAGAUUCGAGUGAAUUUGUUUCUGGAAAUGAAGAUGAAUUGGAGCUUACCUUAGAUGGGUUUAAAAUGGAAGUUGAAUGUGAAGAUGCUAAGGACGAAUUAACAGAAUAUGGAGGUUUUUCAACUAUGGAAGAACAAAAACAAUUUAUUCGUUAUGCCCCACUUUUGGAAUAUGGACAAGAAAUUUCACGUUUUGCAAUGAAAAUGGAUAAUAUUAGCAAUGUUGGAGUAGAAGAUGGGCAAAGUGUUCAAAGUUGUGCAGCACUUAGGCACAGAAUGAAUGCUGCUUUCUCACUUUUAUGUUACCGUGAUCCUAGUCAUUCAACCAAUUUUUAUUUACUUGAACAAACUCAACGUGAUAUUGUAGCUAAAGCACUUAAUGCUGCAAUUAUUGAAUCCCACGGCAAAGAUGGUACCUCACCUUUAGAAAAAUGCCUUAACCGCGCCCGUUUUAUACGUGAACAGGCGCUGACAUAUUCUGCUUCUGCAGUUUUUACUGAUGCUAAUCGCCUUUUAUUUGGUGAAGGAGAAGGUUGUUUGGAUACCUGUGGCAAUAACGAAAAAACUGAAGUUCAUCAAGAAGAAGGAAUUGACGUAAUAAAAGCUCCUUUUACACAUUUACCAAAAACGCCACAACGUUUGAAGGAGACAAAAAAGAAUUUAUAA
This is a messenger RNA of Meloidogyne enterolobii, 1889 nucleotides long. Lineage: Eukaryota; Metazoa; Nematoda; Chromadorea; Rhabditida; Meloidogynidae. The record is from the annotation of a GenBank genome assembly.